AUGAGAGCUAUCCUGAUCUCCGAAUUUGGUCCAGUUGAGAACUUGGUCGUUAAAGACGUCCCCAAACCAUCAGCAACAGUCCCCGGUACAGCCCUCAUCCGCAUCAAGGCCUUCGGCAUCAAUCACGCAGAAAUGCACAUGCGUCGCGGCGAAUGGGCUGAAUCAGCUCCAAUCAGCGGUAUUGAAUGCGUUGGGAUAGUUGAGGAAUGCCCAGGUGGAGAAUUUACCCUCGGCACGCCCAUCGCAGCGCUCAUGGGCGGCCUCGGACGGACCAUACCCGGUAGUUACGCAGAGUAUACCGUCCAAAAUACUAGCAACAUUGUCGCUUUAGGAGAAGCUGGAGAAGAACUACCGUUGUCUUGGGCAGUUGUAGCUGCGCUUCCUGAAAGCUACGCUACGGCUUGGACGUGCCUAUUUCGGAAUCUGGAUCUACAACGCGGACAGAGGAUUCUAAUUAGAGGUGCGACUUCUUCUUUUGGGAGAGCGGCUAUCAAUCUCGCUGUUGAUGCAGGGGCCGUUGUUACGGCGACAAGUCGUAGCGAAGCCAAGUUUGCUGCUUUGAGAGACCUUGGAGUCGCCGACACAGUUCUCGAAACGACCGACUUGAGCAAAAGUCUCCAUGCUAGCGAUGAUUUCAAGACUUUCGAUUCAGUACUGGACCUAGUCGGCAACAGUACAGUCGUCGACUCACUACAGCUGGUCCGUCGCGAUGGCCGCGUCUGCUUGGCAGGUUGGCUAGGAGGUUUAGAUCCUAUCAAAGGACCUGCUGGGCCUGAUGAAUCACGGGGAUUCAAUCCGCUGCUACAAAUGGCAAGCGGAGUUCACUUGAGCUUCUUUGGAAGUUUUGUAUUUGGGACGGAAGAGUUCCCAGUGUCGGAUGUCCCGUUAAGGAGUAUUAUGCUCAAGGUGGCGGAGGGCAAGAUUGAUGCAAAGCCGUGGAGGGUUUUUGGGUUUGAAGAUAUACAUGCUGCUCAUCGGGCAAUGGAGAAUGGAGAUGCGAAUGGGAAAAUGGUGGUCACAGUCGAGUAG
This is a messenger RNA of Fusarium subglutinans, 1029 nucleotides long. Its product is annotated as quinone oxidoreductase PIG3. The record is from RefSeq and is a predicted model, not a curated record. The coding region runs from base 1 to 1029 and encodes 342 amino acids. NCBI's taxonomy places the organism in Eukaryota, Fungi, Ascomycota, Sordariomycetes, Hypocreales, Nectriaceae. Gene Ontology annotation, molecular function: oxidoreductase activity. The transcript has a single exon.